Messenger RNA from Pectinophora gossypiella (pink bollworm), 972 nucleotides. Its product is annotated as ponticulin-like protein H. NCBI's taxonomy places the organism in Eukaryota, Metazoa, Arthropoda, Insecta, Lepidoptera, Gelechiidae. The record is from RefSeq and is a predicted model, not a curated record. The transcript has 3 exons. Bases 172 to 846 code for a protein of 224 amino acids.
UGGUAUUGCUCACUUUUAUAAUUAAUUAAUAAUGAACAUUUUACUAUCAUUUCUAGGUACGCUAUCAACAUAAAAAGCCUAAAAGCACGUGCCACAAACACACGGAACAAAGAAAUAUUUAUCAAACAAAGAAUUUUGACGUUUCUUUUUUUUCUAUCGCUGUAUAUAAAAAUGAGUAGAAAGGUUUUAAUUUCACUAUCAACCAUGAAGUGGCAUAGGGUUGGGUUAUUAGUGGCAGUGUGUUUAACACAGUGUGCUUUGUGUGAUGCUCAAUCCAUAUCAAUAAUUACAAGUGGGACACAAUGUUCUACAAGCGGCCAAAGCUGUGGGUACGGCUGCUCUAGGGGUUGCAACUACCGACCCAACGCAUGUCGAACUUACUACAACAGUGGCUGCAAUUCUUGCUCCAAUACUGGCUGCAGUUCUUGCUCCACGAGAUAUAAUACCAACUCCAAUAGUGGCUGUAAUUCCUGCUCAAACACAUACAACAGCAACAGCUAUUCGAAUUGCAUCACACAACCUGGCGACACUAUCAUAAGAGUACCCAUCUGCGUACCAGCCACGACUAAUAUUACUAUAGACCUAUCUCCUAGUAAUAAUUCAACACCUGAUACUAGUCCACCCGUUGAUACACCCGAUGUCCCUCCCGCUGAUACACCGGAUGUCCCUCCUGCUGAUACACCCGAUGUUCCACCCACCGAACCACCCGCUGACCCACUCACUGAUCCACCCACUGACCCACUCACUGACCCACCCACUGACCCACCCACCGACCCACUCACUGACCCACCCACCGACCCACACACAUUUUUUUCUUAUCCCGAAAUAAUCGAAACAAUAUUAUAAAGCUGCUAAUGGCAAAAUAUACAGUUUUUUAAUUACUUCCAUCUUCAAUCUACUUCUGUCACAAACCGGAUUUGUAAAUACCUUCAGGAUAUGUAAACAGACCCCUUUGAAAUAAAGGUAUAAUCA